AUGCCAAUCCUGGCGUUGCUUCGACACUUGGCUAUCCAUGCACAAUCCUGGUGUAUGGCAAACUUUGGUGAGGAUAUCCGAAACUUGACCAUCCGCCAACAAUUCCUGCGUGGUCAAAAAGAAGAGUUUACUAAGCAAGAUGUGAACCCUGCCAUUACAUUAGGUGACAGUGCUGCCCUGAAAAGGUUGCUGUUCGAAUCGCAUACACUCGUGAUGGCAUCUUUGAAGGAACAGGUCAUUGCUCCGGACUCAGCUGUCGAAAGAGGCUUUACGAGGAAGCGCCGUGGUAUAGGCCUUGUCAGCUUCGCUGAAGACUGCUCAAACAUGCUGACGAAGUUGAACUUCAAGAUGGACAAGCUUGUCAACAUUGCUGAACCCUUUGCUUCCACUAGCUCCAGCCUUUACGAUGGCAUGCCGUUUGGCUUGCUGUGUUUUGGAAUUUUCUCUACUUGGGAUGCCGGGCUCCGGCGUUUGUGCGAAGCUAUGAAGGAAUGCGAUUUUCUUUUGGCAGGUCCACGAGGUUUGAUACCUGCCAGGUCAAGCGACUGGGACCCUGCAUCGGAUGCAGAAACUGAGGUGUCUGAUGAUGAGGUGUGUUCCUGUUGUGGGUUGCCCCUUGGUUCUUUGUUGGUGGAGCUUCAAGUGUGCUCCUUGGGACUGUGUGUCCCUGUUUUGUCGGUGGGGCCGAGAGUGUCCCUGUUGGUGGAGCCUCAGGUGGGGUCGAGGGUAUCCCUGUUGUUGGAAUUAUGGUGCAUGAAGUGGUUCGGUGUGGUUGCAAUUUUUUCCAAACCUGAACUUUUCCGCAUUUCAUUCUGGUGUUGGGGUUGGACGGUCAGCAAACGCCUGAGCUGGAGAAACAUUUGCUUUGUCGCAGCUUUAUGCGCCAAAGUCAAGCUAGCAGAGAAAGUCUGUGCUGCGUUGGAGCCUUUGGGUUUCAAGAGCCCUGCUGAGUUCUAUUGGGCACUCAAAGAUGGGGCGGAUGAUACCAUUGAAGCAAUUCUCGAUGCGGCUGGAAUUGAUCUUUCAUCGGCCCCCUCGAAACUUCAGUGUGUAGAAGCUGGACGAUUGCGUCGUCUGUUGUCAGAAUGCAAGCUUGUGUGCGAAGCCCCGCAGCCUGGCCCACCAACGCCAGCUGAAAAGAUGGCCCCUUCACUUCUUGGCAUGGAUGUAGGGCCUCGGUUGUCCGGUGAUGUGUUACAACAGCUUUGGUCUGAAUUUGCAAAGAAAUACCCGGCAGAGGUAGUAGAGGGCGAUGCUCGCCCCGGGAAAGCAUUGGUGCAAAUGGUUUAUGCGCAAAAAUGUCAACAAGAGUUGAAAUACAUUCCUUGGAAAAGGAUCUUGAGUGAAGCCCAAGCAGACCGAGUCAAGCAAGGUUCUACCAAGCGAGAUCGUUCCUUUUUAGACCUUCUGGCGGAUGCGGCAGGGCACGCUGACCCACCCGAGCAAGAGCCAUCUCCUUCGCCGUUUGGGGUUCAACGCCUGUUGAUGUUGCGUGCGGUCUUGAUAGGAUGGUGUCAUUUAGGAGGAGCUCGUCGCCUAGUUCACGCUUUCAUGGAACUGUAUGGUGCUCAUGGCUUGCAUGCAGUGGGCCUGCGGGGUCCCUCCUUGGUUGAAGCUGAAGCGGCAGAUGGGGAGAUCUGUCGCCAAUUGAAUGCGCUGCUGGGCGCUGGCUUCAGCUUAGAUCAAGCCCUACAUGAACUAGUUGCCGUGCGAAAUUGUCUUCACAUUUGGUUGCAGCCGAGGCCAAAACUGCUGCCGCAAUCCGAUUUGUACAAUAAGAAAGGGAAGCGGCCGUUGCCACAACCUGCUGGGAAAUCUGCGAAGAUCAAAAACGCGCAUACUCCAGGGCUGGAGGAGCCCCAAGUGGCAGAGUUUGAUGCUUCCGCAGCCAUUUGGUCGUCAGGUGACAAUCCAUCUGUGUGUCAUCGGCAGCCGCCUGCAGAAGCAGAGGUGAUGACAAGGUCGGAGUUAGAUUACUGUGGGGUGCCCGUCCCAGACGGAGGGGGAAUCUGCUCUACGGCUGAUUGGUUCCAGCCGCGGGUCAAGGACGAUUUAUUUCGUGAUCUUCGCCGCAGGUUUGAAUCUUUGGCUAUGGAAUGGCGUCUAGUUCCCCGCCUGAUGGCGCACGUCUCUAACCCCACGGAUGCUGAGCUGCUUUCUGCUGAAGAAGUGUUACACUUGCGUGAAGAGAUUGUUGGUUUUUUGCGUAACCAUGGUUUUUCUUGCAACGGUGAUGUCGAACCCAAUCAGCCUUUUCUGCUUUCCGUUUGGCAAGCUUUGGCCAAGAUGACUGUUGAUGUUGAUCCACAUCUUCCCAACAUUCUUUCAGAAGGGGUUCCUACAGGCAUCGAAUCCCCGAUUUCACCUUCUGGUGUCUGGGAUGCAGUAGAUUUUGAUGGAAUGGCACCUGAGCCUGAGCUGGUUCCUUGUGAUCUUUUGGUUCACCUUGAGCCUUGGCGCUCGGCAGCUGAAGAUUUACCCCUGGCAAAACAGUUGCUUCAAAAGGAUAUUGACGCUGGUUGUCUCAUGCAUUUACGUGGAGGUGAAGCGGAAGCGAAGGAACGCUGGGGGGACAAGAUUGCUGCAGGUAAAUUGGGCUUGGUGAAAAUCCCGGGCAAGAAACCACGGUUGAUUGGCGAUGCCACGGUUUCUGGUGCAAAUUCGCGCUGCGUGAUUCUGGAAAAGAUUCGCUUGCCCACUUUGAGCUGCGUGCAAAGAGUGGAACAUGGCUUCGGCGCUGCUGAUGCAUUUGCUGUUGACACUGCAUUGCAUGGACCUGUGGACGAAGGUGCGGCAUGGAUUGGCCAACAGGUUGAUCGGGCUUUGCAGGAGGCGCAUUUUGUCAACAGUCGGAACCUCACUCAGUCACUGCCGUGGGAAUCCGGUGUUUUUGCAACAAUUUUUGGAAGCAAUGAAGAUUUUCUGGCAUCCAAUUUGGCUUCAUGUCCUUUGCCUCCUGACCUCGAGGAUGCACAACCAACUGAGUCAAGUGUUGAUGCUUUGACAGGUGUCUCAAGUAAGAUUCUGAAGCGUGACCGCACUGACUGCAUUUUUUCACAGGUUGUCAAGUUGAAACGUGAUGUGGAUCAUCUCACAGCCAUAGAUGAGUCAUGGGCGAAAGCACUGAAAAAAUGGCACACUGUUUUGGCGUGUGCUUGCUAUACAGGUUUAGUUGGUGCGGCAGUCAGGGAUGCAGUGAGCGAUGGAAAGGACUAUGGAAGUAUCCUCAGGGAUGUGUUUGGCAACAAAUCGCCGCGCACUGCAAACAAACGGGCAUCAACCAUGUUAGCACUCUUUGCAUGGUUGGACAAGAAGAAUCUCAGUGUGUGGCCAGUCAGAUCUGAUUAUGUUGCAGCUUACUUGAAUGAAUCAAACGUGGGUGGCGCUGGCAGCAACAAGGGCAAAACACUGAUGGAAGCCUUCCGUUUUUGCAAGCAUGUCAUGAGGCUGCCAGAUCUGGAUGAGAUCAUUGAUGAUCCUGUGCUGUCAGGUAGAGUGAGGCGCAUGGAUGCCGCAAGGGACACAAUCAAGCAGAGCCGACCGCUGACUCUUGCUGAGGUUAAAUUCAUAGAGGAGUUCAUGAUGUCUGACAUGAACGUUUUCGACAGGUACAUUGCUGGUUGUGUCCUUUUUGCAAUUUACAGCCGGUCAAGAUGGUCGGAUUUGGCAUUCCUAAGUGACCUGGCUUUGGAUACGACAGAAACAGAGCUGGGCCGAAUUUGUUUUGUGGAAGGCUCAACAAGAUUUCAGAAGACUGGCUCCACGGCCUUGAAGCGGGCGAUGCAGAUGCCGCUGGUGGCACCUAUUUGUGGGGUGACAGACAAACUCUGGGCAGUUGAGUGGUUUCACAUUUUGGAUCAGGUUCAGUUUGACCUAGCGGCAGAACCAGUGGGAGCUAUGUGCAGACCUCCCAUGAAUGGCACAUUGGGCACUCGACAUUUGUCGUCUGAAGAGAUUGGCGAUUUCCUCAACCAUAUGUUGGGGCUGCAUGGUGAGAAUGUGGUUACAAGCCACUGCAUGAAGGCCACAACGCUCACUUGGCGCAAGCCAGAUGAUGCAGCUUCUGCUUCAGAUGCUCCUCCAAGGACCCGCGUGAAGGUAGAGGCCCCCCCCAGUGCUUUUGGAUCUGAGGACCAACAUUGUAUUGACAAUGUUUGCGGUGUUGUGGAUCUUACAGAGCCCGAUUGGGACCUUUUUGGUGCACCUGGCAGUGAGGCAGAGGAUGAUCGGGCUGCGCAAGCUCAAGAGUCAUCAGAUGAAUCGAGCUCGACUUCAUCAAGCUCCUCUGCGUGUGAAGAACCGUUGCAACAGAAAUACGGUGCUGCUGGUGAGACCAAGGACUGUGAGGAGCCGGUGUACCAGCACAAAAAGAGCCGGGUCUUACACAGGCCCAACGAAGUGUCUGGCUUGAUGGCGUGUGGCAGGAAGGUUGGCAGUAGCUACAACUACUUGGAAAAUGGGGCAUCUUUCAAAUGGGCACGGUGUGCAAUCUGUUUCAAGGGCGAGGUCAUCACCAAGGUUCAGGACCUUGCCGAUGCAUUGGAAGCUGUUCAUGCCAAAAUGGCUAGCAACACCUUGCUUGAAUCGGUGGCGGCGUUUGAGUCGCAAGCUAAGCGUGCUGGCCUCAAUGAGCAGUGGAUUGAAGCGUUUGGCAGGAAUGAUCUCAACAAGUUAGGGCGUUUGGCAUAUGCAGUGACAACGCCUGGUGUUGUUUUGGUGCGUGGUGUGGCAGAGCAUUUACAGAAACUCCAUCAGUGGGGUUCUUUAGACCUUGCCAAGCGUGUGAAACUGGCACGGUCGGCUGCAGUGGCUACGAAUCAACAGCCAAAACGUAUGCCACAGCUUGCGAAUGUUACACAAAGUUUGGGUGAUGGCAUGACGGCAACAGAGGACAAAACUGACAAGGACUGCAACCAAUGUGCAGGGGUCCUGCAAGUGAAAUGUGACAAAGAGAUGGAAUCGGAUGAAGUUAUUUUUGGACGUUUUUGGUCACCUGAGUUUUUCUUGGAACAAGUAGCACAUGCGGGACACCCUCAACACCUCAUGUCAGGGAUUUCGGAUGUUAUGCAGGUUGCGGUUGAUGCCAACGUACACUGGUCUUAUCAUGAUAUUGUCAUUCACAGAUGCAAAUGGUUUGGCAAGUACCUGCCAAUGGCUGCAGCUUUGAAAGAAGAAGAAGCCGCCAUCUUACAAGACAUGCCUGGCCCCAUGAGGAGCAUCAUGUCUGCAAAGCGCAUUGCUUUAUUGGAGCGUAUCCUGCAGGACGAGGAGUAUCCUGACGUUGGCCUGGUGCAAGAUCUCAAGCGUGGCUUUGACUUGGUGGGUGAGCUGCCGACUGCUGGCGGGAUGCUGCCAGCGAAACUUGUUCCUGCUACGAUGGCGGUGGGUGAGCUUGCCCCUAACGCUGGCAGGGCUCGUGUUGCCAUGAGGACUGCUAGCGCGUCUUGCGGUGAUCCAAAUUUGGAUGAGAUGCUUUACCAAAAAACCCUUGAUGAGGUCGAGAGGGGCUGGCUUCUUGGCCCCCUACCCUGGGAUUCGCUGGAGCCAAAUGCAGUUGUCUCAAGGCGCUUUGCCUUGCAGCAGGGUGAGAAGCUUCGUCCUAUAGAUGAUUACAGUAUGAGCUCAGUUAAUGCAACAGUUACGGUCAAGGACCAGGCUACAGCUGACAACGUGGAUGUAAUUUGUGCUAUGAUGUUGCAGCUUAUGACUGGGCUGAGCAGUGUUGGACGGAGCACGGAGUUGAAAGCUCGCUCCUUUGACUUAGCAGCAGCCUAUCGGCAGUUAUGUGUGGCUCCGACCUCAAGGGCAUUUUCAUACAUAUGUGUCUACAAUCCGCGCAAGCGGGCCAAUGAGGUCUUCUCGCAAGUUUGCUUGCCAUUUGGGUCAAAGGCAGCGGUGAAUGCUUUCAUACGAUGCUCCAGAUGCAUACAGUGGCUUGCUUGUAAGUGUUUGCUUCUACCUACAACAUGUUACUAUGACGAUUUUGUGGUCAUUGCCACCCCUCAACUACAGAGCAGCAGUGAGUCGGCCAUGAGCUUGCUUUUCGAGAUGUUGGGGUGGGCAUAUGAUAAAGAAGGGCCGAAGGCUGACACUUUUUCUGAAGUGGUGGCGUCUUUGGGUGUCUCAAUUUCCCUGGCCGAGACCAUUGCUGGGGAGAUCAAAGUUAUGAACACCGAGAAGCGCAAAAAAGACUUGGUUGAGCUAAUCACCAGUGUUGUGAACCUGGGCACCCUGCAGUACAAGGAUGCUGCAUCUCAUGAGGUGACGUUUUGGUCAGAACAUGAUGCCAUGAGCUCAAUUGCACCUGUUGACCUGUUUGGUUCAAAGUCGGUAUCUCCAGUGACCUUUUCCUCUAGGGUGAUGUGCUCAGACAUGCCAGUGGUGCGGACCCCAUUGUCGACCCAGCUACAACAGGGACCUGUGCCAUCAAUGCAACAGGCAUGGUCAGAGGCUAAGCUUGCGCUCAACCAACAGUGGCUUGACAUUUUACAAGAAAUGGGACGUGCUAGUGGUUUGGUGCAAUCAACUGCCAUCUCCAACCAUGUGGAUGAACACAGACUUCGUGUGCUAUCCAAGUUUGCUCCAACCACUCUGCAAUCUUAUUUUCGCAUUUGGAAACGGUGGCAUGAUUUUGCACGACAGUUGACAGUGUGCCCAUUUCAGCCGAAUGCCGCGAUCCUGGCAGAUUUCUUGGCAGAGCAUGCACAUGGACCUUUAGGUGUUGCCACUGCAUACCAUAAGGGAUUGACAUGGAUGGCCAGAUAUGCACAACUGGAUGACUUGUUUCAGGCCCUGCAGCAAUCCGUGUGCAAGGCCUAUCUGCACUCGGCCAUCAUCAGGGAGAAGCGUGAGUCGGCUCCUCUUCCAUUGUCGUUUGUGGUUUUUCUUGAAAAGAUGGUACUUGCCAAAACCACCUCUGCAUGCGAUGUGUUACAGCUGGGGUCCUUGCUCUUCUUGAUUUGGAGCAGCUUGCGUUGGUCGGAUGCCUUGUGGGUGGACCCCCAGACGCUUACGAUACAACAGCAUGCCAUGUUUGCUUUGGCGUCCCACACCAAGACGACAAACAGGGGUAUGCCUAUUGCAUGUUUUGCUUUUGGACUUCUGGGACGUCAUGGUCAGGUGGCAUGGGCACAGGUGUGGCUCAAUGUGGUUCAACAGGCAUUGCAUGACACCCAGCAGCGCUUCCCCACAUUCAAAGUGGACUUCCUGCUGAGAGAAGUGGGCCCAGACCUGAUGAAACCAGUUUUCCUUCGCCCAAUGCCACGUGACAGAGGUUUGCAGUUACUGCGCUAUUGGCUGUGCAAGUGCCAUGAAGCUCACCAGGUACCUGCCCAGCCCUCUGAUUUUCACCUUUUGGGAACACAUUCCUGUAAAACGACAUUGCUUUGCUGGGCCCAACAACUGCAAUUGCCCUGGGAGCAAAGACAACUCCAGGGCCACCACAGGAGUUCGAUUCAUGGCUCUGUUUCAUUGUAUAGUAGGGAUGACACCCUACCAGCGCUUGUACUUCAGGGCACCAUUGCCCAACGAAUUGCAGAAGGCUUCAGGCCACUUAGGCCGAUGUUGCAUGGAGGUGCUCCUUCACUUCCCGAUUUUGCGAUUUCUUUGCCUCCCUGGCAGCCUUUACCUUUUCAAGUGGUACCUCAGCCAGCUGUGACUGACCAGAUGCCAGAGCGUGCCAAGGAACCUGAUGAUCCACAGGCACCAUCUGAUGCGGAGGACUCUGAAGCAUCCGAAGAGUCAGCCAUGGAAGACGAGGUUCCUCUCAAAAUUGCUGAGAAACUUGCUGAGGCCCCAGAAGAAAUGGUGUUCUUGGUGAACCCGAUUACGAAGGUUGCCCAUCUGGCGAUCCAAUGUGACAGCUUGGACCGGGCACGGUGCUAUGAAGACACCACUUUGCAGGCGGUCGCCUUGAUGAUGGUCUGGCUGGCCCCGAGAGGGGAUGGAGCUUUGAUUCGCUGCGAGAAUGCGAAAGAAGCGCUGAAUCGUGCAUGUCAGCUCCUCUCAGUCCAUGGUUCGUGGUCCUGGAUGCCAAAGAUGGCAUGGGUGCUGGCUCGAACGAUUGUGGGGCUUCAGUCAGAAGUAGCCCAACUCGAAAGCAUUUGCUAUCGCUCAUGGGACUAUAGACAACCAUCACGGGCUGUGUUGGACAGCAUUGCUGGCCUGUCUCCAGACACGGCGGCUCUAUGGCAGUCGGAGCUGCAUGCCGCAGCUAUGCUUUUCGAUGACUUUGCCGCAGAGCUUGCUCGGAGUGGGAACCUCGAGGUCUGGGGCACCAUCCGCCAUGCCGCUGAUGGCACACGUGAUUUGCAUGACCUUGUGGGCGUGCACAUUACAAGGGUGUCGCAGCUGAAGGACCCAUAG
Molecule: messenger RNA, 8364 nt
Organism: Cladocopium goreaui
Lineage: Eukaryota; Dinophyceae; Suessiales; Symbiodiniaceae
Source: the annotation of a GenBank genome assembly